Molecule: messenger RNA, 3036 nt
Organism: Pantherophis guttatus
Lineage: Eukaryota; Metazoa; Chordata; Lepidosauria; Squamata; Colubridae
Source: RefSeq, a predicted model, not a curated record
UUCACACGUGUGUGUGUGUGCCCACACCCAUAAUUCAAUGCCCCCCCCUGCACAUGCACGCGCAGCCCCUCCACGGCCCCCGCUUUUGGCACACAACGGCAAAAAGGUUACCGGUGGGCCCAGUAGGCCCAUUUUUCGCCCUCCCAAGGCUCCAGAGGCUUUCUUGGAGCCCGGGGAGGGCAAAAACAGCCUUCCCCACCUCCCCGGAGGCCGGAAACGGCCCGUUUCCUGACUUCCAGUGGGCGCAGAAGGCCCGAAAAUUAGCUGGCCAGCACGCGCAUGCGAGCUGGAGCUGAGCUAGGACAACGCUCGCGUGCCCAUAAAUAUGGCUUUGCAUGCCACCUGUGGCACGCAUGCCAUAGGUUCGCCAUCACAGUCCUACACCAUUCCUGACAAAUGGCAGUCCAAUCUCUUCUUAAAAGCCUCCAGUGAUGAAGCUCCCACAACUUCCGAAGGCAACUUCUGUUCCAUGGGGGACAUUGGAAACUAUUACUAUGGUCAAGGUCACCCCAUGAAGCCUCACAGGAUCAGGAUGACUCACAACCUUCUUCUCAACUAUGGUCUUUACAGAAAAAUGGAAAUUUACCGACCUUACAAAGCAAGUGCCGAGGAGAUGACCAAAUAUCACAGUGAUGAUUACAUUAAAUUUCUGCGGUCAAUUCGCCCAGAUAACAUGUCCGAAUACAGCAAGCAGAUGCAGCGAUUCAAUGUUGGAGAAGAUUGCCCUGUGUUUGAUGGACUGUUUGAAUUCUGUCAACUUUCUACAGGAGGGUCUGUUGCAAGUGCAGUGAAACUAAACAAGCAACAGACAGACAUCGCGGUGAACUGGGCUGGAGGCUUGCAUCAUGCCAAGAAGUCAGAGGCUUCUGGCUUCUGUUACGUCAAUGAUAUCGUCCUGGCUAUCUUAGAAUUGCUAAAGUACCACCAGAGAGUGUUGUAUGUUGACAUCGACAUCCACCAUGGUGAUGGUGUGGAGGAAGCCUUCUACACCACAGACCGUGUCAUGACAGCGUCCUUCCAUAAGUAUGGGGAAUAUUUCCCAGGAACUGGGGAUCUGCGGGAUAUUGGUGCGGGUAAAGGAAAAUAUUAUGCUGUCAACUAUCCUCUCCGGGAUGGGAUCGAUGAUGAGUCUUAUGAAGCCAUUUUCAAGCCGGUGAUGUCUAAAGUGAUGGAGACGUUCCAGCCGAGUGCCGUUGCACUGCAGUGUGGCUCAGAUUCUUUAUCAGGGGACAGGUUGGGUUGUUUUAAUCUGACCAUUAAAGGUCAUGCCAAAUGUGUGGAGUUCAUCAAAAGCUUUAAUUUGCCCACGCUGAUGCUGGGAGGUGGCGGCUACACGAUCCGUAAUGUGGCCCGGUGUUGGACGUACGAGACGGCUGUGGCAUUGAACACAGAGAUCCCGAAUGAGCUUCCUUACAAUGAUUACUUUGAAUACUUUGGCCCGGAUUUCAAACUCCACAUCAGCCCUUCCAACAUGACCAACCAAAACACCAACGAAUACCUGGAAAAGAUAAAGCAACGUCUCUUUGAGAACCUGAGGAUGCUCCCCCAUGCCCCUGGUGUGCAGAUGCAGCCAAUUCCAGAGGAUGCCGUGCCGGAAGAGAGUGGCGAUGAAGAGGAGGAAGAUCCUGACAAACGGAUUUCCAUCCGCUCUUCGGACAAGAGAAUCGCCUGCGAGGAGGAAUUCUCGGACUCGGAGGACGAAGGGGAAGGGGGUCGCAAAAACGUUGCCAAUUUCAAGAAGGCUAAACGGUCAAAAACAGAAGAAGAGGAGAAGGAGGAGGAGGAGAAGAAAGAAGUACACGAGGAAGAGAAGAGAAAAGAAGAACCCACAGAGGCCAAAAGCAUAAAGGAAGAGGUGAAAUCCACCUAAGAAACGUUGGACAGCUGGGGAACACCACACUUCCCUGGUUCUCUGAUUCAGCACUCUGGUCCCCUCCCUAUACCACAAGAUUUGUAUUUUAUAUGUUUGUGUUGAUUAUUUCUGUAAAUCUAUGGGGGACUUGAGAGAGACCUGGCUGCCCUCCCCUAGGUGAGCUGCCAGGAAGGCCCGGAACCUGCUUAUCCAAGGGAGUGCCAUUUACGAGAUUCCUACUUCUCACGUCCCCCUUGCUUUUGCAUUGGGGAGAUUUGUGUGUUUUCUUUUGGAAAGCAAACCCCAAACUUCCCUUUGCUUUGUCCUUGCUUGUGUUUUUAAAGGAUGAUUCUCUUCUUGGAGAAGUUAAUUUUUCAGGGGAAAGCUAGUCAUCCACUCUCCUUUUCUUUUACUAGUUUUAUGAGGUAUGGAUACAGCCAUAAAACUCUGGAAGAGUUGGGGGGGUGGGGGGGGAGGUGGAGCCCAGAAUUCUAAGCCAUCUUACCCGUUUGUAAACCUUGGAAGGGUUGAUCCCUUUUGAGGAACCAUGAAUGUAAACCAUGGUUUAUUUCCCCAACACCUCUUGACAAGUCCCUCUAGGGGUAUCAGCUCUGGAGUUGCAGGGGAGGCUCUGAUCUCAUCCUGCUUGUAGUAGGAAAAAUCCAGGGGUUCCCCCUUUGGAGCCAGGAGCGUAUCUAGAUGUCUCCGUUAGCGAUGCCAUUUGAGUUUUGUGAUCCCCGAUCCCCUUUUUAAAAAUUGCCUUGGGGCUUUUGCUUAUGAGCAAACACGAGCCUCGAGGGGCCCUUAGGAAAAACCACCCUGUGGCAGGAUGGUUCUAUAGAAGGGCACCUUCCUAAAACAAAGAAACCAGCCCAAGCCUGCUCCCUGUUCCUGAAUUGCGUAUUUCCAUAUUGGAGCAUUGGCUCCAAUAGGCUUGCAGGUAGGGCGAGGUUUCCAGGGAACCAAGGAAGUGGGAGAUAGAACAGAAUGUCACUGUUUGGGGUUGACCCCAGCAAUGCUGCUAAUUUGCCAUGUCACUCAGUGGUGGAGGGGGGGAAGAGGUGGGGUUUUAUUUUUUUAAGCCUUUUUUUUAGUUGCUUGGAUGCAAAUGCCCUCCAGUUGUUCUUACUCUUUGAUACUUGUAUUGGUGAAAUAAAAGAUCAUUGUAUUUGUGUGUUUUGGGG